This is a messenger RNA of Protopolystoma xenopodis, 693 nucleotides long. The record is from the annotation of a GenBank genome assembly. Lineage: Eukaryota; Metazoa; Platyhelminthes; Monogenea; Polystomatidea; Polystomatidae.
AUGCUCGUUUCGAAUAAAGCAGUACAACUUUGGGGGCCUGGCAGUCAAGGAGCUGGGCAGACGGAUGAGCAAACCGUCACGGAAAUUCGCUUUCAUCCAUUUUGGCGCGUGGUUGGCUUUGUGCCACAAUCCAGCCUUCUAUUUGAGCUUGCAGGAUACAAGCCACCUAAGGGCACUGCACAUAGCUCUGUCAGCUCCCCUAGUAAGCCUACUAAACUUGACCUUACAUGCAUGGCUCCUCUCAUCUGGCCAACGGAUCAUCAAACGACUGGAGAGAGCCCUUUAUCCUCUCUACAAUCGUCAUCCCCAUCGAAUUUUUCCUCCAGCUCAAAUUCUCAAGUAGUGACCUCGAAUGUCGAAUCCUCUCUGGGCACUUCUCUUUUUCCAACGUCCCCAGCAGUGCCUCAAACUACAGGCCAGCUGCCCAGGGAUCGUGAGUGGUUUAUUUCUACGCCACGACCUACGCAAAUUGGACUUGAUUCCGCUGUAUCGAAUCUCUCCUUUCAAGGCCACCAGGGUCUGGAAAUUUCACGAUUUUCUGGUUAUGCAGCCAAUUAUCUGCGCCUGCACGCUCACGAUUUGAUCAGCCAGAAGGGGGAUUUUUCUCGUUUUUGUGAGGCGCUGAAGAAUGAUGAGCUGGUGUGUGCCAUUUUGCCCUCUAAUUAUAUUGCAGAAAACUCAUUAACUGAUUGA